GCAGUAGAGAGGACAGGGGCUGUGGUCGCAGAGAGAUUGCUGGAUGCUGUAACAGCAUGAGUGAAGCGCACCGGUCCUGCAUAGGCUUUAGUGCCCUCAGAGGGUUAGAUAGAGGCAGUGUGUGAGGUAUAGCUGGUUGGGUAACCCUAACAAAGGGUGUCCCCCUCUCCCAGCUAUUCAUAGGACUUAUAGUCAGUGGGAACUUUAUAUAAGUCAUAUCUGGUAGCUGUUCUGUGGUUCCCUCACACCCAUGGCAAAGGGAAACCUAGAAUGGACCAGUGGUUUAUGUAUUCCAUAACUGCCAACACAUUACUGGCAGGGACAAGUAGAAAAGUGCCUGGAGGGGCGUCAUCGACCCGCUGGAAAACAUCAACUCUACAUCCUAGAUUUUCCUUGAAACUAAAUAAGAAAGAUGAAUUACCAACAUCUCAUCACAUUCACAAAAGCCCGUGAAAAAUCAGAUUUUUGGGAAAAUGGCGAGCAUAGUAAGAGGAGAAGGCCACAGAUCUGUCGGGUGAAUACUACUGGGGAAGAGGCAAGAAGGUUCUAUGAGAGUCUUGUAAAUGAAAGAGAACAGUCUGCAGCAAGACCACAUUCUCGGAAGCGCAAAGUGGCACGUCGUUUGCCACCUGAAGAGCCCCGGGAAGGUGGUUCCUACCGCAGACCAACCACACCUGCUGAGGAAGCUAAGGAUGAGAGAAUGGGGCACCAACUGCUAAAGUGUUCACAACAUGGAGAUCUAAAAGGUUUAAAAAAAUUACUUGAGAAAGAACAUUGUGACAUCAAUUUUCGGGAUAGCUACUUCUGGACAGCCAUGAUGUGUUCCGCAUAUGCAGGGAAGGAGGACGUAGUCACGUAUUUGAUAGCAAGAGGCGCAGCUUGGGUUGGAGUUUGUAACACCCAAGGGAAAGAUGCGUUAAUGUUAGCAGAAGAAGCUGGGCAUCAGGACAUUGUCAAGCUCCUGCAGGAUUCCUUAACAGGACAACCAGAAGAGUCCACACCAAGGACGCAGCCAUUGGACAGAAAAUACUGUGAGGUCUGCAAGGCCCAUUACCAGGAAGACAGUGUGGAAACGCACGAACGCUCUACUGUCCAUCUGUUUAACAAGAAGAAGACGUUUCCCUCUACAUACUACGUCAUACCAGAACACAACAUUGGGUUUAAGAUGAUGCUAAAGGAAGGCUGGAAUCGGGAGUCAGGUCUUGGACCUGACGGGACUGGCAGAAAGUUCCCUGUUCAGACUGUUCUCAAGAGAGACCAAAAAGGCUUGGGCUUUAAAAGUGACCAGAAGCCCAAAGUCACCCAUUUUGCUGCCAAUGACACUUUGGCUGUAGCCAGACAGGUGACCAAGAACCCGAGAACUGAAAGAGUCGCCACUAUCAGCAAGAAAGAGGAGAGAAGGAAGGAAGUAAAAUCAAAGGCCUGGGAGCGAGAUUUGAGGACUUACAUGAAUAUUGAUCUGUAGCAAAGGGAACAUAACUUUAUCAUGUGCCUCCCUCAACAAAACAUUUUUAAUAAAUUAUGGAAUUUAA
Molecule: messenger RNA, 1532 nt
Organism: Pseudophryne corroboree (corroboree frog)
Lineage: Eukaryota; Metazoa; Chordata; Amphibia; Anura; Myobatrachidae
Gene: GPANK1
Product: G-patch domain and ankyrin repeats 1
Exons: 4
Coding region: 413-1465 (350 amino acids)
Molecular function (GO): protein binding; nucleic acid binding
Source: RefSeq, a predicted model, not a curated record